AUGACCCUGCGGCAGCCACCCCCCGCCCUGAAAGGGGGCUCCCCCCCGGCUCUGUACAUACACCGCAUGCCUGCCUGGGUGCUGGAGGAUUUCUGCCAGAAGAUGGACUGCCUGAGCGACUACGACUGGAUGCGAUUCGCUUCCUACGUGAUCACUGAUCAAACAGAGCUACGGAAAAUCAAGAGCAUGGAGAAGACAGGGAUCAGCAUAACAAGAGAGCUGAUGUGGUGGUGGGGAGUGAGGCUGGCGACUGUACAGCAGCUCCUGGACCUGCUGCAAGCACUGCAGCUCUACCGAGCGGCACAAGUCAUUCUGGACUGGACAUCAGCCUCUAAUAUUACCAGCUCUGAAAAAGAAGAGCUGGUAAAGCCACCUAAACAGGAGAAUGUCUCUUCAACUCCCACAGAAAACAAAAAUAGAGAGAGAGAAAAUGAGAUAAGCCUAUUGCCAUCACCAGACUCUUCACAUCUGGGAGGAUCACCAGCAGGCAUUUCCGGUGCUGUCUCUGAAGGAUCCUUGUAUUCACUCCCUCCACCACCACCUCCCCCAAGAGACCUUCUGAAAUCCUUGCAGUCAAAUCCUCCUGUCUCAUCAAGUGUGAAGCCUUGCAGCUCGUCUAGUCCUCAGCAGGAGACAUUGACUGAUCUCCCCAGCGGGAGUCUUUUGUGGACCCAGAGGGAAGUUACUAAUGCCACAAAUGGUUUCAGUGACAAGAGUAGACUUUGUGAAGGUACUUUUGCGGAUGUCUACAAAGGUCAGAGGAACAACAUGGUGUAUAUCAUCAAAAGACUGAAAGAGACGGAAUGCACGAGCACAGAUUCCACCCAAAGAUUCUUUCAUACUGAAGUACAGAUUUGCUUUCGGUGUUGUCAUGUCAACAUUUUGCAGCUGCUGGGUUUCUCAGUGGAAACUGGAUUACACUGUUUGAUAUAUCCGUACCUGCCUAAUGGAUCACUACAAAACAAACUUCAUUGUCAAGAUGAUUCUGUUCCACUGACCUGGGAGGUGCGAAUUAGCAUUUCUAUAGGACUCAUCCGAGCUGUAGAGUAUUUACAUAAUUUUGGAAUUCUUCAUGGGAAUAUCAAAAGCUCAAAUGUCUUGUUGGAUGAAAACUUUAAACCAAAGCUUGGACAUUCAGGUCUGCGAUUGUAUUCUGUUGAUAAAAAAUCAGAAUAUGCUGUGAUGAAAACCAAAGUCCUACAAGCUUCUCUUACUUAUCUGCCAGAAGAUUUUAUCAGACAUGGGCAGUUAACAGAAAAAGUUGAUAUAUUUGGCUGUGGUGUG
Pterocles gutturalis (yellow-throated sandgrouse) is the source of this 1284-nucleotide messenger RNA. RefSeq names its product interleukin-1 receptor-associated kinase 2 (gene IRAK2). Gene Ontology annotation, molecular function: ATP binding; protein kinase activity; protein binding. Gene Ontology annotation, cellular component: plasma membrane; nucleus; cytoplasm. The record is from RefSeq and is a predicted model, not a curated record. NCBI's taxonomy places the organism in Eukaryota, Metazoa, Chordata, Aves, Pterocliformes, Pteroclidae. The annotation marks the transcript as partial. Gene Ontology annotation, biological process: intracellular signal transduction; protein phosphorylation; interleukin-1-mediated signaling pathway. The transcript has 9 exons.